Molecule: messenger RNA, 3021 nt
Organism: Triplophysa dalaica
Lineage: Eukaryota; Metazoa; Chordata; Actinopteri; Cypriniformes; Nemacheilidae
Gene: c3h10orf67
Product: chromosome 3 C10orf67 homolog
Exons: 17
Coding region: 278-1672 (464 amino acids)
Source: RefSeq, a predicted model, not a curated record
CGCUCCUUCACAGCGUCAUCAAGCUAACGGAAUUGUUGUUGUUCUGGUCGUGCGAACUUUUACAAACUGCACCUUUAACACACAUGACGAUUUGAAAAUCCCGGAUGUGUGCCAGGGUACUUUUAUUACGUUUUUCAUUUGGGCACGUGUCAAAUGCAUACUCCAGCUCCGGUUACAGACUCAUUCACUUCCUGUUAACUUUCCGUCGCUAUGGCAAUCCCUUCAAGCUGCCUGUGCUCUGUACCUUUUUUGGCUGUCCUGUAGCUAUUUUCCAAGAAUGGACGAGAUUAAAAAGAGAUUAAACAGCAUUACAGAUGAAGCUGAAGAUGAUCUUAUUUUAAAAGAGAUUGAAGAAAUAAAUCGGUUUAAUGUAUCAAACCAAUUGAGGUCAGGAUUUUUUGGACAAGAUGCCAGCGUCCAAACAGAAGAGUCAGACCUGCCAAAUGUAAAGCUUCUUGCUGCUAACACUGCAGAGCUAUUGAAGGAAGUGCAGGUUCUGAGGGAAGACACCGAAAAGAAACUGAAAAUAAUACAUGUUCAGUAUGAGACCAAACUUCAGCAAGAGGCUGACGUCCUGUACACAAGAAUGAAUGAAAAAGUCACGAGUUUGGAAGACUGUCACAAAGAGAAAUUAUCUGUUCUUCGGAGAAGCUAUCAGCAGCAGCUAUCUGAUGCACUGCAGGUGGUCAAAUCCAGCUAUAAGAAAAGUAACAGAAAUCUGGAAGAGACAGCUUUGUUUUCUGACUCAACUGAUGGACGAGUAAAGGAACUUUUAGAAGAGCUUGAGGAGAAGAACCUGAAAAUUCAAUGUAUGACUGAACAGAAAAAUGAGAUCGACCCGGAGGGAGCGGCGGACACAGAGAAAAACAGACUCAAGUCAGAGAAUGAAAAGCUGAAAGAUAAGAUCGACUCGCUGCACGUCGAAGUGGAAGAAAUUCGACAGAGCCUGGAAUCCAAAGAACAGACGCUGGCCGUGGAACUGGCAAUGGUCAAAUUAGAGGCUGAAAACAGCAAAAAGGCACUUCAGAAGUUAACCAGUGAACAUGAACAAGUGAAAAUACAGUUAAGAUCAGAGAGAGAAAAUGGCCAGAAAAAGAUGAAACAGUUUAAAGAGGAAAUGGAGAAAGAUCUUGCACAGGUUGAGGCUUCACACAUGAAGGAGAAAGCAGCUAUUGAAAGGAAAUUUAAGGAGGCGAAGUCAGCAGAACCCGCAAGCAUGGAGCUUGUUGGGAAUACAGAGCUGGUUCAAACACUAAAAGAACUAAGAAAGACAGAGGAAGGGCAGAAAAGGGAGAUUGAAAGGCUCAAUAAGCAGUUGUGCACUUCCAAUCAGGUGUGGGAAAAGAAGUUUGAGAUUUUAAGACAGAGUUUUCACGCCAUCAAGGACGAGAUGUUCUUAAGGCAGUCGCUCCAGCGGCAGGAGGCGAUACUUCACAACCCCUCAGUCAGCUUUGCGAUGGAUGUUCCUUGUGCACCACUGCAAAAGAGUGACAGUAAUUUAAAACGGUUGGGCUCCACUAGUGUAGCUCCAUUGCCACGUAUAGGUGCUGGAGGCCAGCAGAAAAAGAACAGGACGAUUGGGACAAUGGACCUAUGCCUGCAGACUGAGAGACCUGCUUUCACCACCUCAGAUUCACUGUUGGUCGUUGCAGAUGAAAAGAAUGAAGAAUAGACCCGGACCUUCCUCUUACCUUUUUAACCAGGCAACUACUGUUUAUAUUUGUGCUGUCCUUACUUGAUGAUGAUAUCAUGUCCUUCAGUAUACUGUAAAAAGAUGCUUUUUUCUUUUAUCCGAAAAAAGUCUAAGGUCGGUUUCAAAAACAAGGCUUGCCACUGUAAAUCCAAAUGCUAAAAAUAAUCAAACUGAUUAAGUAAUGUAAACAUAAUUUAAUGAAAUUUAAUGUUUAAUGUUCCUGAAACAUGAUUUUUACAUAUUUUUUAUGAUUUUUAAGUUCUGUCUACUUAAUUUCAGGAGAAUGAUGAAUUAAAUAUUUAAGUCACACUUACUAAGAACUUAUAUUUAAAAUUUAAUCAAAUGUAAAAGUUUGCUUUAUUAAACCAAGAACCCCUAAAACUCAAAAAACUUCAUUUUUUUGAGUAUUGGCAAUUUAUCCGGGGUUACAAUUAAGCCUUAAACCAGGACUAAGCCUUAGAUAGAUUAUGAUAUUUUUGUCUCUUUUAAUAAAAUGCCUAAGAAAUAACAUUACUUGUGAGCAUCUUGAGACAAAAGAAUGAUUAUUAUUUCAUACAUCGGAACAAGAGGAAGUUAAGUUUGUCAGUGAAGAUAUCACGGCUUACUGUUUAGCCUGUUUGGCUUGGUUUCAAGCAAUGAGAAUAGAAAACUUCAAAUGUCUGUAAGUAAAUGCAUUAGAUUUCUCCCAUAGUGAAGCCACACAGAGCUCCCAUUAAGAAAAACAAAAGCUAUCGUGACUUUAACUGACUGUAAUUGACUGGGCUUUGAAUGGACUCAGUCUAAUGCACCUCUUAAGCCUGAAUGCUGUUGGAGAGGUGUAGACAUGAGUAACUGUAUGCAUUCUUCUGCCACAGUAAAGAGCGCUCCAAGAAUAGUCUUUAGCUUUCCGCAUGCCGCAUACGGCACAAAACCAGCGGAAUGCAAAGCUUUGGAGGCGAUCUCAAUAGCUGUGCAGCUGAACAAUAAGAUCUUGGCUCUCAAACCCAUUUCGGUCUUUAGUCUUGCUCUGCCCCCAUCUCUUUCUUUAUUUCACAGCUUUACAUGUACAGAAAAAUCUUUGACAGAAAUUGUAAUCUGAAUUUGGAAGAUAUUGAAUAGAAGUUUCAAAUGAGUUAUAUUUCUUUAAGAAAGUAUGAAUUUAUUAUUGGAACUUAUUGGAAAGUUUCAAAGCUAUAAAGGCGGAGGGAUUCGGCUGGUGAGAUGUCGUCAAACUAUAACAUUCUGUAUAAACGCCGUCCCUCUGUGAAAAACCCCUGCAGAGUUUUUCUCCAAACUCUGGUCUCAGCAGACCCCACUGACCCACAGGGACAAGCUUAGAAUCAAUUACC